This is a messenger RNA of Guillardia theta CCMP2712, 1077 nucleotides long. RefSeq lists its product as hypothetical. NCBI's taxonomy places the organism in Eukaryota, Cryptophyceae, Pyrenomonadales, Geminigeraceae. Gene Ontology annotation, biological process: positive regulation of mitochondrial translation. The record is from RefSeq and is a predicted model, not a curated record. The transcript is spliced from 9 exons. The coding region runs from base 1 to 1077 and encodes 358 amino acids.
AUGGACCUGGGGGAAGCGCAAGAGCAGCAAGGGAACCAACAAGUUUUUCAGCAGUACCGGGACGCAGAGAUCUCCUCUCCUCAGCCCGGUUCCUCUGACGCUGCUUCCUGGGAGGAAGUCAUUGAACGACCAGGGCCGGAGACGUUGAUAGCACGACCUCGCGGUCCUCGGCAAACCAUUCGAAGCUCUCUCUCAGCUCCCAUCCCUCCUCCCGGCAUGCUGGCGAACAGCAAGGGAAGUGCCUCUCAGCGCUGCGUCGCCUACUGCACAGCUGAGCAGUUCGAUUGGGACGGACUCUUGAAGGUUCUGCAGAAGUCGAUGGUUCCCUCGAUCUACUUCUCGGAAGUGAUUCACGUGAACUUGCAAGAAUCAAAAGAAGCGAGUGAGGGCGACGUGUUCUUCUUCAAGGAUGGCUCCCUCGUCUUCUGGGCCAUUCCCUACGAUCAGGCGACCAAGAUCUUGGAUCUGAUCGAGCCGUACCAGAUCGGAGCAUACCAUCGUGAGGACAUUCUCGAUUGCUACUCGGAAGUCAUCGACUUCACCUACGGCAAACAGGCUGGUUUGCUUCCCAGUGGCGAGCUUAUCCUCUCUGUCGGACAGAACAACUGGGCUAAGGCACAGAUCCUGGAGAAAAUCGCCUUCAGCCAUGGGCUGCAACGGUCAGUAAAAGUCUCGGUGAUCGAGAGGAUUUCUGAAGAUUUGAUCAAGUCCCUGAAGCAUAUCCCGGACAUCCUGAUGGAGAAGAGGGCCCUUAAGCUGGACAAGACGGCGGUGAUGAAGAUCAUGGGACAGCUUCUCUCACUCAGAGGGUUGAUCAAUCUCCACCUUCCCCUCAGCGAAACCCCGGAGGCAUACUGGGAGGAGCCAUGGUUGGAGGACCUCUAUUCCAAGAUCUCACGCGAACUCGACCUUACGGGUAGGAUUCGAACGUUGAAUCGCAAGCUCGACUAUGCGCAUCAGGUCGUCGAGGUCUUGCGGACGGAACUGAGUGAGAGGCACAGCACAAGGCUGGAGAAAAUCAUCAUCUUCCUCAUUUCCAUCGAAGUAGCCUUCGAGAUGUUCCACUUCUUUGCAUAA